AUGUAUGUUCGCUCCAUCCUUCUGGGUGGUGCGGCCGCUCUGGGCGCCAGCGCCAUGCUGGUCAUCCCUGAGAUGGAGCCCCAGGUGGAAGCCGUCGAGGACGGUUUCAUGAACAUUCACCCCCUGCUCCUCGAAGACACCCGCCAUGCCAUCGUCGACCUGCCUUGCACUGAGUGCCCCGUCCGCCAGGUUGAUGAGGAAGGUGCUGUCAGCUGGGCUGAUGGCAAGCCGUCGUCACUGAUGCUCGACUUCUCCAUUGAAGACAACCGCCUGCUGGCCAACGGCCGCCAGAUCUUCCCUCCAGUCGCUCCCAGCCCUAUCGAUGUCAUUCAGGAAAUCGAAGAUGGUGAAGUAGCCGGCCCCAUGCCGGUUGGCUACGCCCUCGAGGUCAUGCCCUUGCCAACCUCUGACGACCCAACCGCCGCCGACCUUCUCAAUGUCCGAUUCACAAUUCUAGACUUGGAGACUCAUCCGGUCCCCGUCGACACCGUCGCCAUUACCCUCAUCCAGGACCCCGCCGGUCAGUUGUAUAUCGCCAAAACCGAGAUCGACGAGACCGCGUCCCCCACCGACCGUUUGUCCUGGAAGAAGUGCAACGGCAAGCCCAAGUGCCUCCAGAAGCUCCUUAUCUCCCGUGUUCGUGGCCUUCUGGCCGCUGCGAAGGAGCGUAUUAUGGGAAUGGGCCCGGGCUCCAAGGCCGGCCGCAAGGGCUGCCACGGAAAGCCCAAGGGCUUGAAGGGUAUGCUGGGCAUGGGCGGUCACCACAAGCACCAUGAUGAGGCUGGCCCUGAGGGCAUGUCCUUCCACGACUUCGAAGGCCCCAAGGGACAUCAUCACCAUGGCCACUUUGAUUCCGAAAGUGCCGACCGUCCCCCCCACCACAUGCAUCACGGUCACCAUCGCGGCGCUUUCGCCCACACCUUCUCUCGCAUUGUGCGCUUCAUUCUCGUGCCCGCUGUUCUCGGUGUUCUGGCUGGUCUCACCGCCAGCGCCGUCGGCAUGCUUUUCGGCCAGGCCGUUGUCUUCCUGUGGCAGCGGUACCGCGGCACCAAGUCCCAGGAGCACAUGGCUGCUUGGGAGCAGGGUGAGGCCUGUGAGAAGCAGGGUCUGAUGGCCGAGACCGAAGAAGUUCUCCCCGAAUACAUCGAGGAGUCCUCGCAGACCCGGGAAUCUAUGGAUAAGAACUAG
This is a messenger RNA of Penicillium cinerascens, 1188 nucleotides long. RefSeq lists its product as uncharacterized. The record is from RefSeq and is a predicted model, not a curated record. Lineage: Eukaryota; Fungi; Ascomycota; Eurotiomycetes; Eurotiales; Aspergillaceae. The transcript has 2 exons. The coding region runs from base 1 to 1188 and encodes 395 amino acids.